Messenger RNA from Monascus purpureus, 1023 nucleotides. Lineage: Eukaryota; Fungi; Ascomycota; Eurotiomycetes; Eurotiales; Aspergillaceae. The record is from the annotation of a GenBank genome assembly.
AUGUCACUUCCAACGCGCGACGAACGCAUCCAGGUCGAUACAAGCAGCGACGACGACUCCCACUUCGACACGCAGUCUGUCGUUGACUCGAGUCUCUCUCUCGCCUCCUCGGUCCGUGACUACACCUACGAGAAUGGCCGGCGCUAUCACGCCUACCGACACGGGCAAUACCCCAUGCCGAACGACGAAGAAGAGCAAGACCGGCUGAUGCUACUACACCACCUCUUCCGCCUGAUAAUAGGCGGUAAUCUCUUCCGCGCCCCGAUCGCCCAAUCCCGCAUCACCGGCACCGCCAACAACACACGCCAACGCAUCCUCGACCUAGGCACAGGCACAGGCAGCUGGGUCCUCGAUAUGGCUGAGGACUUCCCCCAAGCCGAAAUCAUAGGCGUAGACCUCAGCCCGAUUCAGCCGCACUGGGCACCGCCCAAUUGUAGGUUCUUCGUGGACGACAUCGAAAGUGACUGGACGUUUCGGCCGGAGGAGGCAUUUGAUUUUAUCCACGCACGCAGUUUGGCGGGCGGGAUUGCCGAUUGGGAUCGCAUGUUGCAGCAGGCGUUUGCGCAUGUCAAGCCUGGUGGGUGGGUGGAGAUUCAGGAGUGCGAACCGUUUAUUGUUUCUGAUGAUGCGACGCAUGAGUUGGCCGUUGUCACACAGGAAUGGCAUCGGAAGCUGCGGGGAGCGUCGAGGCAGUUUGGGAAGGCGUUGGAUGUUGUUUCGAGUAUUGGGUGGAGGAUGCAGAGGGCUGGGUUUGUUAAUGUUAUUGAUGAUGUUUAUAAGUGUCCCAUCGGUACAUGGCCGAAAAACAGACGCCUCAAGGAAAUAGGCCAGGUCGGGAAAUUCGCCCUCCUUGAAUCCAUCGAGCCGUACUCGCUGGCCCUCUUCACGCGGAUCCUGGGAUACACAUAUGAGGAGGCCAAUGAGACCUUGAACAGAGCUCGCGCGGAGCUGCUCAAUAAUAAUUCCCUGCAUCUCUACGUGCAGGUCCAUUAUGUAUACGGGCAGCGGCCGAGGAGCGGAUGA